AUGUCUGCUGCUGAUGACGACGACGACGACUAUCUCUCUGAUAAAUUUCUACUAAAUCAGCCCAGCACAUCCACUAAACCUACCACUUAUUCGCAAAUUAGGAAAGAAGCACAGAAAAAGGCAUUUCUCAAGAAUGAACAAAACAGGAUUAAAGGUAGACGGCAACGUGAGAUCGAAUCUCGGGAAGAAGGCCUCAGCAAGAGUCUCUUUGAGCGUGCAAAGGAGGAGGAGGCCGCCGGUAUAGGCUCUGGCAACAAGGCGUUGUCUAUCAUGAUGAAGAUGGGUUUUAAGCCAGGACAAUCCCUUGGUAACGCAGGUCAUCAGACGGCCCAGGAAACACCCCGAGAGAACUCGCCCACAGCUGGUGGUUCAGAAGAUAAUGAUGAUGUUGAUGUCGUACCUAAAGCUAGCAACGAACGAGUUUCGGGUGCACAGAAUGAUGAUACUAGCACAGACGAUCUUGAUCGCUCUCAUAAUGCGGUCGUCGUCGUCGCCACACCACAUACGACGCACAAGGUGGAGCCGUUGCCUCUGCAGGAAUGGGCAGGUAGGAAAGGUAUUGGUCUAGGCAAACGGGCACGUUCUCCCAGUGCCGCGGAACGCCUGGCUAAAAUGGCUAAAAUGGCUGAAGACAUGGAGCAUCGCGACUUCCGCGGUCGCGCGAGAGACGAAUACAAGAACCGUCAGGCCGAAGGUAGACUAGCCCCCGCACAACUUACUUGCACCACUCUUGACGAGCAAAUGGGGAAAUCGUUUAAUGUGUUAUGGUUGAAUCCGAAUAACGAAGCUACGUUCCCUGUCGGUCUCAUCGAUGCUUUAGCUGCACAUCAUACCGCUGUCCUAGUACGCCAAAAAGCGGAAUCCAUCCAGGAGCGCCUCAGAAAGCAAAUGCAAGCGGACGCUCUUCAGCCUAUCAAGGCAGAUGACGAUCUUUUGGGGGGUUCUUCAGAAGAGAUGAAGUCAUCGGGCUUUGCAGAGGAUCAAUUCUCCCCUGAGCUUCUGGAAGAAGCCACUCAAUUUUUGCGUCUCCAGGCACAGGAUCGUCUUCACCUGGUGCUGUCGUAUCUCCGCGAUAAGCAUUUCUACUGCUUUUGGUGCGGUAUCAAAUUUGACACGGAGGAGGAAAUGCACAAUCAAUGCCCUGGCCCAGAGGAGGACGAUCACGAUUAA
Messenger RNA from Psilocybe cubensis, 1170 nucleotides. RefSeq lists its product as uncharacterized. The record is from RefSeq and is a predicted model, not a curated record. The coding region runs from base 1 to 1170 and encodes 389 amino acids. Gene Ontology annotation, cellular component: kinetochore. The transcript is spliced from 5 exons. Lineage: Eukaryota; Fungi; Basidiomycota; Agaricomycetes; Agaricales; Agrocybaceae.